This is a messenger RNA of Lasiosphaeria miniovina, 2307 nucleotides long. RefSeq names its product serine/threonine-protein kinase Sgk2. The record is from RefSeq and is a predicted model, not a curated record. Lineage: Eukaryota; Fungi; Ascomycota; Sordariomycetes; Sordariales; Lasiosphaeriaceae. Gene Ontology annotation, molecular function: protein kinase activity. The transcript is spliced from 5 exons. Gene Ontology annotation, biological process: protein phosphorylation. Bases 1 to 2307 code for a protein of 768 amino acids.
AUGGCAGAUCAACAAUCGCGGUUGAAGGUCAUCAAUGACAAUCCCAUCGGGAAAGGUCUCGAUGCCUUCCGCACUUCGUUCACUUCGAUUUGCGAAGGAGCCGCUGUCUCCUGUACCGCAGAUGCGUUGGAGCAGCUUGACCAAGAAACCUCCAGAACAUCAUUCGCGCCCUUUCUGAGAGAGGCGCAAAACCUUCCCGCUGCCGACCUGCUACCUGCUAAGACGGGUCGCGGUACCCUUCGAGAGGACCUUUUACGGCUUGAACUCUCACUCCGUUCCGACGACUUCGACCUUGACGGCAUCAAACCUCUCCUCAUUUUAGCUCUCGAUGGCCACCCUAAUGAUACCCUCAUUUGGGAAUACCUCUAUAACGCCGUUAUAGAAACCACCCCCGCCCCCCGACCUAUAGCAUCUUACCUCCAACAAACGCUCUCGCUACGCACCACGAGCAGCUUAGUGAACUCCUCCGAGUACCACAAUAAUAUUAACUCGGUCCUGAAGUCGGAGCUUGAUCAUGUCUAUAUCGAUAUUCGCCAUUUCAACGAAGCAUACUUUGGAGGCGUGACAAGUCUUGAAGUAGCGUCCAAGACCGUUUUUAAGAAGUGCGUGGACGGUAGUAACCCGCUCUUUGGUAGCGAAGGGUGGAGCGAAUUGCCGGCUGGUGCGGAAGAGAAGCACGUACUGGCCUGGUUUGGCGACCUAAUUCCAAAGCUAGAGGCAUUUGCAGGAGACUACAAUUCCACCUCGAUACCUCGACGAAUGUUGUUGGCGCAACCGAAUACGCCUCUCUUAGGCUCCAGAGGAAAGCGCAGUAUGGACAUCGGAUUCGUGAAGGAUGACUUCACGCACGACCCCACGGCGGGAAAAGAUUUCAGAUAUCACUGGUCGCAUGUCCUCGUGCUAGGUGAACUAAAGAGCAACCCUUCUGCCGAUAAGCCAUCGAUUGCAAUGAUCUCUAUCGCCACGUGUGCGAGAGAGGUGCUCUCCGCUCAAGAUACUCGUCGUUUCGUCUUCGGCUUCACCCUCUGCGGGUCCUAUAUGAGAAUAUAUGCGUUUGACCGGCUAGGGGGGAUUGGGUCUGGAAAAUUCGAUAUUAAUAAGGAAGGGCAGCAGUUCGUCUCUACGAUACUCGGAUUCUUGUGGAUGAACGAAGAGGAGCUCGGCUUCGAUCUGACAUUUAUGACAGCCAACGGUCAACGGUUCAUCAUGAUCAAGCGGAACGGCUCGACGGAGCGCCUCGUUAUUAACGAGUUAAUGCAGCGGACACGCUGUAUAAAUCCGCAGAACCCGUUGGUUAUUAAAGAUUCGUGGCAAUGGCCAGAACGAGACGAGGAAGGCGACUUACUCCGGGAGGCGACAGGCAAAGGCGUGGUCAAGGUAGCCCGAUAUUACCAUCAUGAGACGGUCCAGGUGAACGGUAUGGACGACGACAUUCGAAGUAAUAUUCGAAAAGGGCUGGACAUCACGGGCGCUACCAACUACGGAACAGGAUGGUCGGUGGUUUCGCCGAGCACGAGCGCGGCAGGUAACCCACGGAAAGGCCAAAGUAGUAGCGCUGCUGGCACGAAGCGGUCGUCCAGCCAAGCUGGCGCACCGCUACUACCGAGCAAGCGAUCCGGUUUAGCAUCUGCGAUCAAGGCUGGCAGCGAUUUACUGCUCAAUCGAGUACAUCGGCGUGUCAUUCUUCGCGACUAUGGAAAGCCGAUCUACAAGGCCAGCUCCCGAGCGGCUCUGCUUGCCGCCUUAGAGGCCUGUAUCGAAGGACACGAAUCAUUGUAUAUAGCUAGCCUCCUCCACAGAGAUAUCUCCAUCAACAACCUCAUAAUCAACGAGGACGAAAAUAACCCUUCCUCACCUUCCUUCUUGAUUGACCUUGACCUCUCGCCAUCCGAGGCUUUCAUGGCCAUCGGGGCUUUUCAGGGCGAGUCACAUUCGUUUAUGCACGAUCUCGAGUCAUUCUUCUGGGUGCUCUUUUGGACGUGUAUCCACUAUAACGCCCAGGGCAAAGAUAUUGGGUCAACCGUAUUUGAAAGCUGGAAUUACCAGAAUGACCAUAUACCAGUUCAGUCCAAAAAGGGCGAGAUCGCUGACGAGGAAGAUUUUAUCAAGAGCGUAGCUGAAAUUUUCACUUUACACUACCAGCCGUUGAUCCCAUGGGUCAAUAGACUGCGGAGGAAAGUAUUCCCAGACGGGAAAAGGUGGAAGCGGCUGGAACCAGAGCUCUAUUCCUCGAUGAAGCAGAUCCUUUACGAUGCUCGGAAGGACCCAGAAGUGUUGGCAGAUAGUCUUGGCAGCUUGCAAUUCUAG